Cryptotermes secundus is the source of this 11180-nucleotide messenger RNA. It is a transcript of the gene Sema5c, whose product is annotated as semaphorin-5B. Gene Ontology annotation, molecular function: semaphorin receptor binding; chemorepellent activity. The coding region runs from base 238 to 3501 and encodes 1087 amino acids. Gene Ontology annotation, biological process: negative regulation of axon extension involved in axon guidance; positive regulation of cell migration; axon guidance. The record is from RefSeq and is a predicted model, not a curated record. The transcript is spliced from 14 exons. Lineage: Eukaryota; Metazoa; Arthropoda; Insecta; Blattodea; Kalotermitidae.
GACGUACGGAGAGGAAGGUUGUUUCUGCUACUCUGGUUGUCAGGUUGUUGUAAUUUCCAAUGUUCCACAAGUGUAUUUUCUCAGAGAGAGGUACUAACGCGAACAUUUGACGUGUUUGUCAACGCGCGGUUCCAAGUGACAGCGGCAAUGAUUCGCAAGGUGUGCGCAUGUGUCGAGACGUCAGUAUCGGGAUAACUGUUGUGGUUGGUGGUGGUCCACCCAGUUGGCGAGGUGAAAAUGUCGCUUCAGCAUCACCGGUAUCUACUUUUGGUCCUGGCUCUGACGUCACUGUGGCCUUGUAUCCACGCCGAUUUCCGUUUCAUCUCGUACGAAGAUCUGCUGCCGAAGGCCGACCGCUUCACCGAUUCCGGAGUGACGUCCUUCUCUCAGCUCCUGUUCGACGUGUCCAGGGAUCAGAUUGUCGUCGGGGCGAGGGACACGCUGUACCGUCUGUCUUUGAUGGAGCUGACGCAGUUGGAGAAGGCGCCAUGGCUGGCGCCACCCGAGAAGGUGGAGCUGUGUCAGAACAAGGGUCAGGCCGAGACGAGUUGCCACAACUUCGUCAAGGUGCUCCUGGCAAGCGGCAAGAGGAUCUUCACGUGUGGCACAAACGCCUUCUCGCCACAGUGCUCCUGGAGGAAGAUCGAGAAUGUCAACAACGUGCUAGAGUUGGUGCGAGGGGUUGCCCGCUGCCCCUACAGUCCCGAAGCCAACGUGACUGCACUGCUGACUCGCUCGGGACAUUAUUUCGUCGGAAGUCCCAUGGAUUUCUCCGGAGCUGACCCAGCUAUAUCCCGGAGUCUGACCGGAGUUUCCGGCUCCACUCUCCGGACGAAGCAGUUCGACAGCAAAUGGCUUAACGAGCCCCAAUUCGUCGGCUCUUUCGAGACUUCCGACUUUGUCUAUUUCCUGUUCCGGGAGAGCGCCGUUGAGUAUAUCAACUGUGGUAAGAUCAUAUACUCCCGCAUUGCUCGCAUUUGUAAGAAUGACAGUGGUGGACAGCUGAUGUUGAGGGACAAUUGGACCACUUUUGUGAAGGCACGCCUCAACUGUUCUAUCCCAGGGGAGUAUCCAUUCUACUUUGAUGAGAUACAGGGAAUGGCAUAUGUGGAGUCAGAGGAUAUGGUGUAUGCCACAUUCACUACACCCAGCAACAGCAUCCCAGGAUCAGCUAUCUGUGCCUUCAACAUGUCCUCCAUAGAUGCUGCCUUCUCUGGACCAUUCAAACAUCAGGAACACCCUGGUUCUGCAUGGGAACGCCACGUUUCACCACACAAGCAUCACUUUGAAUGCCAGUCAACUUCACCCCAGAGCCAUUCCCACCAACUACUGGACUCGAACCGGUACCAACUGAUGGACAGUGCGGUCCAACCGGCCACGCUUCAGCCUUUGUAUACAGGACGUUUGGAGACACUGACCCAUGUUGCUGUCCAUGUAUUGCCCACAAAACUGCACCGUGCUCUCCACGUGAUUUAUGUGGCUACAGCUGAUGGCCUGAUUAAGAAAAUAUCAGUGUUGCCGAGAACACAGGAGACGUGUGUUGUGGAGAUUUGGAAACCAUUUCCAGGAGACAGUCCCGUUGCUAUCAAAACUCUUCACUACCUCAGAGAGACGGACUCUGUGUACAUUGGCACAGAGGACAGUGUGAUGCGUGUACCAGCGCAGCACUGUGGCAGGUUACACAGCAGAGUGGCAUGUCAGAAUGCCAUGGAUCCAUACUGCGGAUGGAAUGAACUGAAAGAGCAGUGCACGCCAGCACCAAACCAUGACCCUCUGUCAAACUACUGGAAGCAGAGUGUUACGCAGUGUCCUGUACUUACAGACCCUGUGGAUGGUGGGUGGAGUAGCUGGUCAAGUUGGUUCCCUUGUUCUCACCAAACUGACCCAGAAUCAGGGCCCGGAGAAGAUCAGUGCCGCUGCAGGUCGAGACAGUGUAAUAACCCACCACCCCAAAAUGGCGGCGCACCUUGUGUUGGAAUUGCAGUAGCUGUUACCAACUGCACAGUACAUGGGGGAUGGACAGCCUGGUCCAGCUGGUCUGCCUGUUCCCAGAGUUGCGGUUUAGCUGUGAAGACGCAGCGACGGACAUGUGGCAAUCCCGCACCAGCACAUGGUGGAAGAGUAUGUGUUGGGCAAGACCGCAAUGAAAUCUACUGCACUUCAAACCCACCAUGCCCAGCAAUGACUCUACCUCCACGUGAUGGUCAAUGGGGGUCAUGGGGCCCAUGGGACGAGUGUUCAGCUCAAUGCGGGGGAGGAUACAGAAUACGCAGGAGGAGAUGUGACAACCCUGCUCCACAGGAUGGAGGCCAAGACUGCCAGGGUUGCCAUUUGGACUAUGAACAGUGCAACACACAUGCUUGUUCCGACACUAAGCGUUUGUCAUCAUGGACGCCCUGGUUGACAGCCAACGUGACAGCCUCAGCUGCUGGACGCACAGAGAAACGGUUCCGAUUCUCCUGCAGGGCCCCUGUGGCUGACCCUGCCCUCAUUAAACUGGGUCAAGCCAAGGAGGAGGAGAGGUUCUGUCAUAAUGACGGAACCUGUCUCCGUACAGGUCGAGGGGAGGCGGAUGAUAUUUGGUCCGAGUGGUCUAACUGGUCAGCGUGUUCUGUAGAGUGUGGCGGAGGUCACCAGUAUCGGACACGGACUUGUGAGGGAAGAGCCGAGGAGUGUGAAGGCCCAUCACAUAUGUCUCGUAAUUGCAACACACAGAAAUGCAGAGGGGAAUGGGGCUGUUGGACAGACUGGUCAGGGUGCUCAGUGACAUGUGGUCAGGGUGUGCGGAGACGGACUCGUCACUGCCUUAGUGCCAGUAAUCAUGGCAGUAUGAGUUCAGGGUGUGAAGGACCAGCUGAAGGGGAGGAGCCCUGUGAAAUGAUCAGCUGUGAAUCAUUGUUUGGUUGGGAAUCAUGGUCAGUUUGGUCACUAUGUGACAACAAUGCAGAGCAACACAGGCGCAGAAAGUGCCUGACAACAAAUCCAGGACCCCACUUUUGUCAGGGUCAUGACCAAGAAACCAGAAUGUGUGUGUUUGCAGGAACAAAUGACUUAAACCCACUUGGGGUUCACAGUGCACCAGAUUCAUCUGGUUCCAGUUCAGCAUCUGUUGGUGUUGUGCUGGGUUCCUGUGUGGCAACAUUUUUGGUUGCUGUUGUUAUGAUGAGUGUUUUGUGUUACUUUUACAUUCGCCACCGUCGCCCAAGGAUACCAGGCAGUCCACACUAUAUGUCGUCUAAGCAGAAUCCAUAUGUCACUGUUCCACUAAAAGAGACUGGCAGCCAUCACCCUAAACGUGCUCUGUCCUCUUCUGCUAGUAGCAGUAAUGGAUCCACACUGGGGUCCCAUAAGGCAUCAAAUGGGGGCACAGGGAUCUCUCUAGGGACACCCAAGUUAUUUUCCAAACCUCUUGUGGAAUAUGAAACAGCUACAAUUAAAAGGAAUAGCCACAGUUUAAAUGGACAUAUUCGGGCGGAUUUAGAUGAGGAUAGGUUCUUUUGAACAUGAUCAUCACAGGAAUGGUCACAAAACCUGAGUUUCAAGUGUUCACAUGAUGCAUGCAUUUUGAAAAUUGUUACGAUUAUGUCAGAAAGACUGCAAAUAUCGACUUAGGUGAUAUGAACUGACAUACUAUGGUGGUGAUAAUGGCAGUUCCAUUUUAUGUUUCUUGUGAAUAUUUGCCAUGCACUGAAGUAUGUGAACAAAAAGAAAAGUUUCUUGAAGAAAUUCAGCACUGGAAGGAAAGUAUGAAAGAGUGAAACAGGGUAGCACUGAAGAGUCAAGUGACUCUGUACACUUCAUUCAGUGCAUGAAAGCUGUGGAGAAUGUGUGUGAAUGAACCAAAAUGAAUAACAGUUCACUGAAAUAUGAACUUGAAUGUCAAGACAUGUUCUGCCUGUGUGCUAGGGAAGUGUGAAAUGUGUACAGGGACAAUUGUGUGCUCGUACCUCAUGUACAAAUAUUAACCAUGUACAGAACAUCACUUUUAAUGCAGCCAUUUUAUUUUUUUUUUAAACAUGUUGUGCAAAGAAGUAACAUUUCACCAUAUUUGUUUGUGGUUUUCAGGAGACAGUCCAUACUGGUGCUAAAUCUGUUGAACAUGCUGAAAUAAGCACAUCAUCGAAUUGGUAAUACAAUAUAAUGAUGUGUUACUAGCAUUUUAAAUAACUUUCUUAAAUUUCAAGCUUUUUUCUGAAGUAAAAGCUGAUAAAAUUCUUAUUUCUACACAAUUACAUAUAUAUGGUUUUAGAAGUUCCUUUAUGAAGUGCCUUAAUCAGUAAGUGUCAGAAUGCAAGUCUCAACAUAAAUCAUGCAUUUGUUUUAUCAUAUUUCAUUCAUUGCCAUUCUUAUAGGAACAGUCUUUUCAUAUGUCAUUUGUUGUCUAUGCUGGAGGGUCAAAAUUACUUAAGGUGUGCUUUUGUCAUGACAACAGAACUGUUACUUGAUGCUUCAUUAUUCAGACUGAAAUCAGGUGGGUGUGAUAGAAUGUGAGUUAACAGAAAUUGAGGAGUGUUUUGAAAUGGGAAUGGUAUAAGAUGGAGAGUAAAUUCGGUCUUUCACAUGACUAAUGUGAACAUUGCUGAACCAAUGAAGAGGGUGGGGUGGAUGCUGGAAGUGGGAAGCUAGUAUCUAAUUGCAAUUAAGUUGAGAUGACAAAUAUCCUGCAGUGAAGAUCUCCAAUCACUUCAUGAUAAAACUGGUAUAUAAGACUUCUCUACCAAAACUCAAAACACAGAAAACUUUAAAUCUUAUUAAUACACUAGACAUAUUCAGGUCUUGGAUAAUAUAUUGAUAUAUUUUGAAGAAUAUUUAAGAAGUAUAUUGCACUGCAAGAAAUUAUUAUUGGAGUAGAAAAUGUGAGGAACUUUGAAUAUGAUGGGCUCCUGCCUUCUCUGGCUAGCAAAAACAGUUUACUGUAUGCUGUAUUAUGUGGUGUUCAUGGACAACUCUUGGAGAAAUUGUGUUUAGUCUUGUUAGGGAAACAUCAUUCCCACUUUCCAUUGGGUACAAUUUUGAACAUGUUGAACUUUGAUAACUUCAUUGCAUGGAAAAUAGUUUAUAAGAUGUGAAUACCUUUUGUGUCCAACAAAGCAAAAAAGAAAUGGAAAAGUGACAUCUCCAUUGCUGGUGAUUUUGAGGUCACCGACAGUGAAAUUUUAAAUGACAGUCCACCCUUAAAAUAAUCACAAAUUCUUGUAGUUUGAUAUAUGUUCUUAUGUCACAUGUACCAUUCUCUGACUACAGCACACUCCCUCUUAAUGUUCAGUUUCAGUGAUCCCAACUGGAAAAUAUUUGUUGAAUGCCCUCUGUUUUUGAUUUUCCUCAGUUAUGUAUUAAAAUUUACUUAUCAAAGAAAUAAUAAAUGGGGGGCUUCACUGUAUGGAAGAAUGUAGGUACUUGGUUUAAAGUGUCUUUGAUGAUGGUGUGACACAUGGAUUAAAACUAUUCUUUUGGACUCUGUCUCCAUUUGAGAGUAGCUGUAACUAAGGACUCGCCAGAAUUCGUUUUUGUUCACGUGACAGUGGAAGUAGAGUUGCUUUCUAAAACCCAGUGGUUUUAGAAAAGUGGGGCAAUUAAUAAGUCCAGAAAAUAACCAUAAUCAAAUGUGAAUACUGCAGUAAUAUAAUUUCCAAAAUUAACAGUAUCUCAAUUUUGUCCACAUCUGGAGACGUUAAGCUCGUGGAGGGGGGUACAGAAUUUUGUUUACUUUCUCCCCAACAGAAAUAGUAUGGACUAAAAUACAAAACUGUAAAAUGUGUGUCCAGUAGGAUAAUGUGUGAAACUUGAAGUUGUCAUGACAAGUAACUGAAGAGUGCAGUCUUCUGGGAUAUGUGCUGAAGACAAAAAUCUUCAAACUUUGCACUGUUUAAUUUGCAUUUAAAUUGCUCAACAUUAUUAAUUGUUUUUAUGCUGUAGAAUAACUGUUGGCUGUGCUAACCAGGAAUUUUAUUAUUCAGUGUUGUAAUUGUAAAGGAAAUAGAUAGCAAGCUUCUUAUAAUUUCACAAUAUAACAAUGUAACUCAGUUUUCAUGAAGACAUUCAGGCAGGAAUAGUUACAUAAAUUUAUGAGAUUGUAUUCAACUUUAAUCUCCUAAUUUAAGAGAGAAACAGUUUGUUGAAGCAGUACUUGUGGGCUGAAGUAUGUUAUUGCCAGUGAGAAGCCUAUAUGACCAGGAAGGAGGAGCAAUAGAAUACAGACCUCAGGGAAGAAGAGACAGUGCAAGACAUGAAAGUAAAUGACUGGAUUAUUAGUGAGGUGUGGAACGGGAAUUUGAGUCCUAAACCUUGACCGAAAGAGAGAGAGAGAGAAAAAAUAAUAGAGUAUAUUAUCCCAUGUGGGAGACACAGAAUACUUAGAACCCAAGAAUGGUUUGUUGCAAAGUGUGCACAAUAUAACAGCAUAGCCUUCUCAUGGAAGCAGUGUAUAUGCUAUGACCACUCAGUGAAACUCUUCACACGAAAAGUGAGCAGCCAUGAUUGUGUUUCAGGUAUACAAUGAUGAAAAUGUUUUCUGUGCUUACUAGAGAACUAUGGAUUUUAAUAACAGAGUUCAGAAAAGAACGAAUGUGCAUCAUUACUGUUGUGAGUACUUCAUUUCCUGUGUGUUUCACCGUAUUCUACAAGACAAGAUAAGGUAAAGUAGAGUGUGCUCUGUUGAUUGUGGAAUUUUCAUUCUGAAUGUUUUGAUGCUUCCAUGAAAUACUACCUUUAACUGGGUUACGUAUUGUUUGUCCCUCCAUGAGUAAAUAGUUAUCCCAGAUAUAUAAAGUUUAAAAUAGUGUAUUAAUUUAUUUCCGGACAUUGAAUACAGUUAAACAGUACUGCAAUGUUUUUUAUGUUUAUACCAAAGGCAUUCGGCACAUAUCGUGUCGUCUUUGUUGCAUCCAGUGUGAAUAAGCAAUAAGCAGUGAAGAGCCACGAUGUACACUGGAAAACAGUUUUCACUGUGUGUAAUGUUAACAACUUUGUAAGCAGUGAUAUAACAUGACUGGUGCUUUUAUAAUAUGACUGCAAAAUGUAUGGGCAUUUUGACAAUGCCUCAGAUAUAUACCCAAAGUUCUAAAAUAGUUAACCUAAUAACUAUUCCAAAGCAAUAAUUACUUCAGUUCUAAAGCUUUAUAUGUAAGAUAUAGAAACCUAUCCAACAGGCUAUUAACCAAAUGUAAUUAUGCAAAGAGUUGUCCCAAAGCAUUUUAAUGUGAAUUGUGAAUAACGGUGAAAACCACAUUUUAUAUAAUAGAGGAUGAUGUUGAAAAAUAUGCAGGUGUAAUGAGCAGAAGAGAUUUGAAACCGUUGAGUGUCUCUCUCCAUGUUCCUAUCUUGUGAAAAUGCACCAUGAUGGCAUUUAGAGUUCCUGCUGUGUAAUGUGGUUUUUCCUUCUGCAUGCCAUUUGCAACAGGGCAGCUUGUUUAAAUGGUUUUCGGUUUCAUUUUUAUGUGUUUUGGCUGUGAUAGUUUAGUUACUCAUUCUUGUUAAGCAUUCAUCAGUAGAUGGGAAAGAUGUGUCAAAUCAAGACUGUACAGACCACAUGCUAUGAGGCACAACAAUGUGUAUUAGGUCACAGAGAUCUUAUUACCCUCUUGGCAGUGAAGGUGAUUCCUGCUGGCUUUUCUCCAGGGAUGUGAGACCUAAGAUUCUCAUGAAGAUGACUCUUAAGAUCACAGUCUUGUUGGAUGUGACACCCUGAAGUUAGGUAGAUAGGUACCAGUGUUCCUCUAACACACUGAUGCCCAUCUACCAAACUACAUGCCAUCACAACCCAACAGAUGGUAAGCUUGAUUCCUUGAAGCAAUCUAAAUACAGUUCAUUGAUUUUAAAAUACCUAGCUUUCAAUGUAUGGCAGGCAGAAGGUUGAAGCACACAGACAAAGCAUAAUUGUUUUUAACAGAAAUUUCAGUGCUUGCAGGGCUUAAUGUAAGAUAAAAUGCUAUUGUGUGGUUAUGGGGUUAUGUGUCACAGAACUGCAGUAUGCUAAACUGGUAAGGAAAUUGUCCUAUAAUAUUGUGUAAGCUGGCUUGUCAAACAAUGUGACAGCAGGCCUAAACUGAAUUUAAGAGUCCUGGGUGCAUUCAACUUCAAUUUGAGCUUCAUAUACUGUUGCUCAGUGGUGGUGUGAUGGUAGGUGAUUCUGUUUUCAUAAUUAUAUGUUAAUGGAGUAAUUCUGGCUAUCAAUAUUGUGAAUGAAUAAUUGUCAUUUUGGAUAGGUGUGUGAAAUUGAAUAUGUUUUUGUAUGGAAAAUAUCUAAUGUAAGUGUGUAAAAUGAAUUUUUGUAAGGCCCCUGAAUAGGGCCAAGAUUUUACUUUCAAAUAAGAGUGGACAAGAGAACAAGGGGCAUCUAUGGAGUUUAUAAAAUUACAAAAAUGCAUAUUUGAAGAAUCAUCAUUAUUGCUCGCAGUAGGUGUGAGAAUAAUGAAGCUCAUUGGCUGUUCUGUAUCUAUGCCACAUAUUGAACACACUCCUUACUUAUAUGUUUCAUGGAAUGACAGGAUGUGGGUUGUAAUACCGGGCCUACAUUACCAUACACACUAAGCACAUAGGAUGCAGGUUGAUAUCCUUCUGCUAAAGAUGGCCUGAUAUGCUGAGGGUGGUUAUGGGAUCCUCAUUGCUGAAAUAAAUACACCAGAUACUGAUAUAAUGAGUGUGCUUUAUGUCCGGAGAGAACCCCAGUAGAUCACUGUGGUUGUGGUGCAAGGGCCAAGAAGGCCCACCCCUUAUACAUUCAUUCAUUAUGUCCAGAGAUAUUUCAGAACAGUGAUAAUUACUCUGCAGUCCAUUUGGAUCAUUAUUAUUUAUCAAUCCUGUUGUCUCGUCUACCUAUUUCUCCACUUUUUCCAAAGCUGUUAAGAACUUUUAACUCAAUUCUUAGGAAGCAGUACAUUAGGUUACAACAUCUUAACAAUGAUAGAUUGACCCAUUCUAAGAGUUCCUUUAAAGUUAAAUCUGUUUUCAUGUUUCUCGGCUGUGCCACCAGAAGCUACUAAGUUUCGUUAUUUGUUUCAGGUUUGCUUUCAUGAAUCGGUUCAGAGAAUGGUAGAAACCUGUGUAAACUCUGCUACAGAACCAGGAGAAAUGAAUAAUCGUUAUAUUCUGCAUUUCUCUUCAGUACUUUAAUAGACUGCAAGAUAAAAGCAAAUUCAGAAUUUCAGUCUCUUGGGUACUAGAUAACUGGGUAAUCAAUGUAGUAAGUAGGCUGAUCUCAACACAAGGCUGCUGCAUUUCUGUUUGCCUCUGUGAUGGUUUUUGCAGCUAUCCAGUGUUGUUAUUUCUUCUGAACCAUAUAUUCCUCCAUUUGCACCCCAGCAGGUAACUGCCACAGUUUCAAAAGCAGAUUCACGACAUGGUUGAUGUCAGGUCAUUGCAUUUGAGAAUGUUGAAAGGUCUUCUCUGACACUCUGUGGCUUCACUGAAUAUUCAGGCAAAUGCCCAAAUGUUGUGCCAUAUUCCAGUGUCAUGGUGGUAACACUUCAUUUUCUGAGUCCAUCAGCCAUUGCCUUUUUGGUUGCCAAACCCACAGAUACUCAUGUUCUUAAAUUUUGUUACCAAGGUUAUUAUAACUGGAGCAAUUUUAACUUUUUAGGGUGAUGUUAAUGCCCUUUGUUUCUUCAUUGAAAUUAAUUGUCCCCCCUUUACGACAGAUGUCACUUCAUGUAUAGUGCAGGUUGUUUAUUUUAAAAAUAUUCUUUGAUUUAAUGCUUUAUUCAUAUGACAAUAACAAUUUAUUUUAUCUUCUUGGUUAGCAACAAUUAUUUGAAAGUGUAAUGACUAAUAUUAUUUGGGACUAAUUAAUCUCCACACCAGACCUGGGAAAUACAUACUUUCAUUCACCCACUAAUGAAUUUGGUUGAGGCAUUAUGUUAUAUCUUUUGAUAAUUUCAGGUUUUGUUCUGAAAACAUGAUAUUCCAUUUGACAUUGCCUAAGAUUGUGUUAUAAUUUUUAAAAAUAAUUUCCCACAGGAUGAUUUUUAAUUCCUGUAUGCAUUUUUAUAUAAAUAUUUUAUUUAUGUUUGUGUAAUUUUGUAUAUCAAGUUUUCUCAUUACAGUCUUUCUGAAGAUGUGCCAUUGUAGUGGGUGUAAAGCAGGGCUUUUAAUUGCAAGCUUGCAAGGUAGCUCAUUUGUGCUCUGGUAAGCAUCUUUAAUGUUCACAGUAUGAAAAUAAUAGUUUACAGUGUUGGAUAUUUUUCUCAAAGAAGGCUUGGGGCAUUGAAACUGGGGGUCAUUUCAGUGCAAACUGGCAGCUUACAUAUAGUGAUGACACAGCAAAAGGGGAACAUCAGACAUUCAGAGCAAUAUAUAUAUCAUCAUCCUCCAUUUUACACAUUUGGCCUUCUGGCCUGCUCGAAUUCAUAGUUAAUAGGUAAUAGCUGAAACUUUAAAGAAGUUAUGAAAUUAUGAAAGUAAUUCAUAUUCAUAUAAUUAAAAUUUGAAUGAGGAUUUGAAUCGCAUCUGAAAAGUCUACCACCAUAUUUGCACAGCCCUUUAUUAGUCAUGGCUGCUGUACAUAUUGGCAAGAGUACAAAGCAAAUUUUAUCAUGUAUAAAAAUGUUCUCUAUUAAGUCUGCAGAGGAAACAAGAAAGUUACAUAUCUUUGUGGUUGAGCUGAACCUCCACACCAUCAUAUAUCUUCAUGACAGGGUGCUUAAUUAAUUAAGUCCAUGUAUAACAAUAUUUUUUUUUACUGGAUAUGUAACAUGUUUUAUUGUUAGUUGAGGCAGUCAAACUAUUGUCACAGGUGGUGGGGAUAAGAGUUGCUUGGAGAGAGAGGCCUGUUCCACCCUCUGUCAUCCUAACCCACCUGCUAGCUCCCUCACCUAACACUGUAGAACUAGUAAUCCAGUCGCAUUAGUGGAGAGUGUGAGUAAAGUAAGGAGAGCGCAGGAAGGGAUGGUAGAUAGGGUGUGAGUGAGUUCCGUGAGGAUUUUUGUGGUUAUGCUGUUUGUUUGUACAUUCACAGUUAUGUUUAAACCAUCUCUAAAUUGCAAUGCUUGCAGUUUACAAUUGAAAGCCACUGUUUUGUAUCAGUCAUCCAACAAGCACUAUCAACAUGGCUGCACCACAACCUGUAAAUAACAUAACAUUGUGCAGGAUGUUAAUGUGGCUCAUAUUGAGCUGUUUCAUAAUGUGUACAGUUUCAAGCCAAUACAAGUGUACAGUAUUUUGUUAUUAAAUCAAUUUUCUAUGUA